AUGGAUCAACGUUAUUACAGCCUUGCCCAAGCCCACUUCUCCAGCGAAAGAAUUCCAGAAAGGGUGGUUCAUGCGAAAGCUGCUGGGGCUUAUGGUAAAUUUACUGUCACCGAUGAUUGCUCAGAUAUUACCUCGGCCAGUUUCCUCAAUCAAGUGGGCAAGAAAACUCCAGUCUUAUGGCGCGUAUCCACAGUUGGGCCUGAAGCUGGCUCAGCUGACACUUCACGCGAUGUGCAUGGAUGGGCAAUGAGGCUGUAUACUGACGAAGGAAAUCUCGACUGGGUGUUCAAUAACACCCCCGUGUUUUUCGUUCGCGACCCGAUCAAAUUCCCUUCCAUGAACCGAUCCCACAAGAGGCAUCCGCAGACUCACCUUCCGGAUCCAAAUAUGUUCUGGGACUUCAAUGUUGGCAAUCCUGAGGGCGUCCACGAGUUGCUCCAUCCUUUCAGCGAUCGGGGAACACCCGCGUCCCUCCGUGACAUGAAUGCUUACAGUGGACACACAUACAAAUUUACAAGAGAGGAUGGCUCUUUCAAAUAUGUGAAGAUCCACAUUAAAGCAAACCAGGGAGUUCAGAAUUUAACCAAAGAGGAAGCCGUGCGAAUUGCAGGGGAGAAUCCUGAUUUUCUCAUUAAGGGUACGUUCGAGGCGAUUGAAAAAGGGGAUUACCCAACCUGGAAUGUUUACGUGCAAGUAAUGGAUCCUACACAGGCGAAGAAUUAUUGGUGGAAUAUAUUCGACAUGACUAAAGUUUGGCCACAUUAUGACUUUCCUCUUAGACAGAUUGGAAGGCUGACCCUGAAUCGUAACCCCAAUAACUAUUUCACUGAUAUUGAACAGGCGUCAUUCUCACCGUCUAAUAUGGUCUCAGGGUUUGCACCAUCUGCUGAUCCAAGUACGUACCUCUUUGAUUACUUUUAA
Aspergillus pseudonomiae is the source of this 921-nucleotide messenger RNA. RefSeq names its product catalase. The record is from RefSeq and is a predicted model, not a curated record. The transcript is spliced from 9 exons. Lineage: Eukaryota; Fungi; Ascomycota; Eurotiomycetes; Eurotiales; Aspergillaceae. Gene Ontology annotation, molecular function: catalase activity; heme binding. Gene Ontology annotation, cellular component: cytoplasm; mitochondrion; peroxisome. Bases 1 to 921 code for a protein of 306 amino acids. Gene Ontology annotation, biological process: response to hydrogen peroxide; hydrogen peroxide catabolic process.